Drosophila kikkawai is the source of this 1798-nucleotide messenger RNA. Its product is annotated as serine protease 33. Gene Ontology annotation, molecular function: serine-type endopeptidase activity. The record is from RefSeq and is a predicted model, not a curated record. Gene Ontology annotation, biological process: proteolysis. NCBI's taxonomy places the organism in Eukaryota, Metazoa, Arthropoda, Insecta, Diptera, Drosophilidae.
GGUUGUCUCCAACUUUUACCAUCUACCAGCUUGCAUCUUCUCCAGCAGAAGAACUUCUCGGUCUCGGUUCUCCAUUGUUCUCGCUUCUCCAUUGAAAAUGUGUGAAACACGGGAAAACUGACUCAAAACUGUGCCAUUUCUCUGGCAGUUCCCGCUGGCACAGUUCCCAUUAUGAUUGUUAUAUAAAAAUCCAUUAGCCGAUCCAUUUGCCAGCGACCCCCAGAACUCGUUCGCCUAUCAAGGACACAGAUCUCUUUCACUGGCGGCCGUUCUGGUGGUGGUGGUGGUGAGUCAUCUCGACCAGACAGGCCCAUAAACUGCGGCGGCUUCUAGUAAAAGUGGAGCAGAGCAAUAAUAGGAAAUGUAAGAAGAAAAGAGCCGGGCCAGCUUAAAAAGUGAAUAAGAAACUGUCAUGCUUUCAUUGGCAACAAAAGCGCCAGCGAUAUUUAGCCCAUUUCGAUGGGCGUUUUGAAGUGAUCCUCCGUGCAAAUUGUGACCCCGAAAAAGAGCAAGUUACUUCAAGAUGCAGUUGGUUUUUUGGUUGUUUAUAAUCCUCCUGAUCUUCUGCCAUCUCAGCCAAAGUCAAGCAAACAUCCUAAACACUCUGCUGGGCGUGCCGGCGGAGUGCGUCCACCAGAGCGGCGUCUGGCCCUGCAAACUGAGCUUUUCCUGCUGGCUACAAGGCGGCAAGCAUGCCAAGGGCUGUGGCAGCAACAAGUGGCUCUUCAGCUGCUGCGUGGCCGAGCCCCAUCACCAGCACCUGCUGCACCACCAGAGCCAGCAGCAAUCAUCCUCACCGCUGGCAAAUCUCGUCGACUACGGCAAGCUGAAGCUGAAUCUCAACCUGAACGGUCUGCCCAAACGCAUCAUGCUGCGCCGGCGCGACGAUAACGAGUUGCUGAAUCUCAAGCCCGAGUGCGGUGUGCCAAGAACGGCUCAGAAUACCCUGCAGAAGCGCAUCAUUGGCGGUCGCCCGGCCCAGUUUGCCGAGUAUCCGUGGCAGGCCCACAUCCGGAUCGCCGAGUACCAGUGCGGCGGAGUGCUAAUCUCGGCCAAUAUGGUAGCCACCGCCGCUCACUGCAUCCAGCAGGCACAAUUAACGGACAUUACUGUCUACCUGGGCGAACUGGACACCCAGGAUCUGGGCCACAUUCACGAGCCGCUGCCCGUGGAGAAGCAUAGUGUGCUGCAGAAGAUCAUUCAUCCGCGCUUCAACUUCCGCAUGACACAGCCGGACCGUUAUGACCUGGCCCUGCUGAAGUUGGCCCAGCCGACGGCCUUCACGGAGCACAUCCUGCCCAUCUGCCUGCCGCAGUAUCCCAUCCGGUUGAUCGGACGCAAGGGACUGAUUGCUGGUUGGGGUAAGACAGAGGCCCAUAUGGGCCAUGCGGGCACCAAUAUGCUGCAAGUGGCCAGUGUCCCCAUCAUAACCACCCUGGACUGCAUUCGCUGGCACGAGAGCAAGCAGAUCAAUGUGGAGAUCAAGGCGGAGAUGUUCUGUGCCGGCCACUCCGAUGGCCACAUGGAUGCCUGCCUGGGCGAUUCCGGUGGACCACUGGUGGUCAAGGAGCGUGGACGCUUUGUGCUGGUGGGCAUAACCAGUGCCGGCUUUGGCUGCGGAGUAGAUCAUCAGCCAGGCAUCUACCACAACGUUCAGAAGACUGUGAGGUGGAUACAGGACGUGGUGGCGCGCAAUGAGUCGUAGCUGAUAUGUUCCCCCGGACUCCCAACCAUCUCGAAAUGCAACCCAUCUCAUUAGUUUACGGCUCGUAGCAUUAUUAGGCAAUGGAAAUGUGCA